Molecule: messenger RNA, 285 nt
Organism: Rotaria sp. Silwood1
Lineage: Eukaryota; Metazoa; Rotifera; Eurotatoria; Philodinida; Philodinidae
Source: the annotation of a GenBank genome assembly
AUGAAAUUAAGUCUUAUCCGUUUUGGUGGUGGUGGUGAUGCUGAAGUUCCAGCACAUAUUCGAGAAAAAAUGUCUACAAAUUGGUAUAUUCGUCAUUUUAAUUCAUAUACAACUCGUGGUCGAGCUAAUUCAGUAAUGGGUGUUAUUGGUGGUUGGAUACUUUUUGGUUAUACUAUGACAAAAUGGUCUCAGUUACGUAAAGCUAAAAAUUUAGCUUCUCAACCUCAUCCAGCUUCAAUUCCAACAACACAUACAUCAUCAGCUAAAAAGAGUACUCAUCAUUAA